AUGACUACCUCGUCGGCUCGUCUCGGAUUAAGCCUUCGGCCGUCCACCUCGCAAGGACGUGUACCGUCUAAUAUUCCACUAAUUCGGCGUCAUCAGCCCCCAGCUCAUCUCCUUCCACCCUGCCCGCCGCCCCUGUCAUCACGUUUAUCAAUUGCUUUCCCGCUUCCUAGUCUCUCAGAUCCGUCUGCCAAACGCUCACCUCAACGAGCACGGCUCAAACGCAUUCCUCCUUCCUUUGGCUCCGUUAGAAAAGUCGAUGCCGCUACAGACACAUGCGAUCUUCAUGCAAAUGUCCGCUACAUCUGCCGCCUAUGUGGCCUUAAUUGCCUCUCUGGCGACUUACUUCACGCUCACCUUCUUCUCCUCCGACACUCUUCGCUAUCUUCGCACAAUAUACUUCUUAAUUGCCGACAGUGCGGAGCUUCCUGGAGUCUUGAAGACGAAGCUGAGGAAAAGCGUUGUCAAAAUCACCCUUGCUUCUUACAGAAGGCUGCCUAUUUUAAAAACUUUCUUGCUCCUUCCAAGAGUAUUCGACAGGGCCUCCCUUUCGUGUGUCUCUUCUGCUGUGCUGAGGACACGGAAUACAAAGGCGUUUCAAAGGGCAUUUCAAGAAGACCACCUCGACGAACUACAAGGAAGACCAUACCGUUGAAACGAUGUCAAGCUAUGGCACGAUUCGCUUCUAAGCUGGAAUUAGCUGUACAUAUCUGCUAUACUCAUGAUCCGUCUCGUCAGCCCGGGAGAUGCCCUGAAUGCCGCGACUUCAUCUGGGAGAGUCGUGAACUCCCCGAAAUAGAGUUCUGGGAAGCUUCGCAGUCGUCACUGGAAUCACUCCAAUUUUCCACAGAUUCAAUUUUGUGUCGAGAAGGUCUUAAUCCGCUCGAACUGCACAUUCAAGAUGCUCAUAUGGAAAGCUAUGAAUACCUUCAGUGGUUAAAUUCAAAACGAUAUCGAGCUGUGCCUAGCGAUCUUGCUGAAAAACUCCUUAAAUCUCGCACUACUUGGAUAUAUUCUUGUCCUCUCUGCCAGUUACACCCUUUCAGUUGUCACUCCUUAAAAGACUUCACCUCUCUUCAACCCGAGAUCGGUCUUCCAAGCAAUGCUUCCCUUCAGGCACAUAUUGCUUGUUUCCAUUCUGCUGGAAGUAGCUUCCUUGAUUGGCGGUUUCAGGUCUGCGCUGUUUGCGGUGAUUGCAGUGUUGCUUCAGGGUACAAGCAUCUUCUGAAGCGUGGACACAUAGCUCACUUGAAAAAAUGCUUUUCCCGCGCCCUCAGACAAGGCCGAUUUGCCACUGUAGAGGGCUCUGAAAGUGUGGAGUGGAGGAGCACUUGCGUUCUUUGCUGGAGGCGAUUUGAAAGUGGUGGUGGAAAAGUGGAUUUAAGAUCAGAAUGUCGUCUACAAGCACAUCUUCUUACCACGCACUGUAUAUUCAACGCUGUCAAAGAUGAAGAUUUUAACGUUCUUGGUUGUGGCUGGUGUGGAAAUUUACAAAAGAUUGAAGAGGGAUGUACAAAAAGUGAGUUGCUGAUGCAACCAUCGGCAUUAAUUGCUUGA
Molecule: messenger RNA, 1554 nt
Organism: Hydatigera taeniaeformis
Lineage: Eukaryota; Metazoa; Platyhelminthes; Cestoda; Cyclophyllidea; Taeniidae
Source: the annotation of a GenBank genome assembly